This is a messenger RNA of Brugia malayi, 360 nucleotides long. RefSeq lists its product as uncharacterized. The coding region runs from base 1 to 360 and encodes 119 amino acids. The transcript is spliced from 4 exons. Lineage: Eukaryota; Metazoa; Nematoda; Chromadorea; Rhabditida; Onchocercidae. The record is from RefSeq and is a predicted model, not a curated record.
AUGAUGGCUUCUGCUGAAUACCAACAACAACAAAACUAUAUGGCUUCAUCCUUAGACUAUACUACUUCUCUGCGCUGGGCUCUUGGCUUCAUUAUAGUACUAAGUGCUGCACAUUUCAUCUUUCGGACUACUCUUAAAAAGUAUUUUGACGAACAGAUGAAAUCACUUUAUAUUCUUUUCUUCAAUGAUGAUAUCAUCUCGAAUUGCUCAGCACGGGCAAUUGUGGAACAUCACUUGCAUGACUAUAUUGACAGAUAUUAUUCGCCAGAAGUCAUUAAUGAAUAUAUUGAACGGAUGAAACCAUUAGAUGGUCCUAUUAAGAAGUCAGAUGAUUCGACACAUCACUCAGAUCAAUUGUAA